Molecule: messenger RNA, 849 nt
Organism: Geodia barretti
Lineage: Eukaryota; Metazoa; Porifera; Demospongiae; Tetractinellida; Geodiidae
Source: the annotation of a GenBank genome assembly
AUGGUCCAACCCCUUCGCUUGACCCCAGAUCAGGUCAAACGCUACAGCCGACACAUCAUCAUGCAGGAUGUGGGCAGCGCCGGCCAACGCAAGAUGAUGGAAUCCAGCGCGCUGAUUAUCGGGGCUGGCGGCCUCGGCUCCCCCUCCGCCGUAUACCUGUCGCUGGCCGGCGUCGGCAAAAUCGGCAUCGUCGAUUUCGACGUUGUGGAGCUUUCCAACCUGCAGCGGCAGAUUUUGCACCAUACGUCCGACGUGGGUCGCCCCAAGGUGCAGUCGGCCAAGGACAACAUCCUUUCGUACAACCCCGAAGUCGAGGUGGUGCUCCACGAAACCUGGCUCACCUCGGAAAACGCCUUUGAUAUCAUCGGACAGUACGACAUCGUCGUCAACGGCGCCGACAACUUCGCCACGCGCUACCUGGUAAACGACGCCUGCUAUCUGCUCAACAAACCGUUGAUCGAUGGCAGCAUCCUCAUCUUCGACGGCCAGGCCACCGUGUUCCUGCCGGGCGAGGGCUGCUACCGCUGCCUGUUCCCGGCCCCACCGCCUCCCGGCAUGGUGCCCAACUGCGCCGAAGCCGGCGUCCUGGGCGCACUGACCGGACUGGUCGGUUCAAUCCAGGCCACCGAAGCCCUGAAGCACAUUCUCGGUAUCGGCGAGAGCCUGUCCUCCCGGCUGCUGGUUAUCGACGCCCUGAGUAUGCAGUUCCGCGAAGUGCGUUUGCGGCGCAACCCCAACUGCCCGCUCUGCGGCGACAACCCCACCGUCACCGAACUCAUCGACUACGAAGUCUUCUGUGGCGUGGCCGAAAUUCCGGAACCCGCCGCCAUCGCGGCCGGCGCAGUGUAA